Humulus lupulus (European hop) is the source of this 1096-nucleotide messenger RNA. RefSeq lists its product as uncharacterized. Bases 86 to 892 code for a protein of 268 amino acids. Lineage: Eukaryota; Viridiplantae; Streptophyta; Magnoliopsida; Rosales; Cannabaceae. The transcript has 5 exons. The record is from RefSeq and is a predicted model, not a curated record.
AAUUACAAUAUAUACAUAGAUUCAAUAAUAGAUCUUUCUUCCUUUAUUUUCGUGGAUCCAAACCCCAAAAAAAAAAACAACAUAUAUGGCCGAUUUCAACACUACCAAUCAUCAGGCUGAUCAGAUGAUGAGUAGUUGUAGUAGAACUGGUAAAGAAGAAGAAGAGAAAGAAGUUAAAGUUGAAAUGAGUGAAAUUGAGAAGAGCAAAGUGAUCCUUAUGAGGGCUCUCGUCCAAAAACAAGAUCGUUGGAAUUCGAAGGAAGUGGGUGAUGAUUUGAUGCUUCGAAGAUUCCUUCGAGCUCGAGACAUGGAUGUGGAGAAGGCCUCACACAUGUUCCUCAAGUACCUGAGCUGGAGGCACUCCUUCAUGCCCCCCAAUGGUGGCUGCUUCUCCCACUCAGAUUUUCCCAUUGACAUCGCUCACAACAAGGUCUUUAUGCAAGGCCACGACAAACAAGGACGCCCUAUUGUCCUCGCCUAUGGUGGCAGGCAUAAGCAACAUAACCUCGAUGAAUUCAAACGUUAUGUUGUCUACAUCCUUGAAAAAAUAUGUGCCAGAAUGCCAAAAGGGCAUGAGAAGUUUGUAGCCAUUGCAGAUAUUGAAGGCUGGGGUUAUGCCAAUUGUGACAUUCGUGGAUACCUAGCAGCUCUAUCCAUUUUGCAGGAUUGCUACCCGGAGAGGCUUGGCAAGUUAUUCCUCGUCCAUGUGCCCUACAUUUUUAUGACUGCUUGGAAGAUGAUCUACCCAUUCAUUGACAAAAAUACCAAAAAGAAGAUAGUGUUUGUGGAUAACAAAAAGCUAAAAGCCACUCUCCUAAACGACAUCGAUGAGGAGCAGCUCCCGGAGAUUUAUGGGGGCAAACUUUCUUUAGUUCCCAUUCAAGAUUGCUGACUACUCUUCUACUAUAAAUUAACUCAUUCAUAUAUAUUCUAUAUAUCAUAUCAUAUCAUCAUUUGUUUCAUGACAUUAAUUAUAUGUAUAUCAUAUAGGAGUUAUCGUUUAAAAUAAUAGACUUUUUUUUUAAGUUAUUUUGUACUCUAGCCCAAUUUUUUGUAAAAUGAACUCUGCCUAAUAUUUCGAUCAGUUGUCUGAAAA